AUGAGGCAGCUUCUCGAGAAAACACUCGUCAGUCUAACGACCUGGUUCACGAUCGUCGCUUUCGCAAUUGGUCCAGCGACCGGAUACCCUUUUGAAGAUGCCGUGACUCAGAUGGAUCCACCGGUGCUGGAACUCCGCUCGGAGACCUCGUCCUUUCAAUGGGAAAGCAUUGUUCCAACUCCGCACCUAGUGUAUCACUCAUGUUUUGAAACCUAUCAGUGUGCUCGUCUGGAGCUUCCAAUGGACUGGAACAGUGCCGACCAGAACGGAGCGAAGAUCGCCCUGGCGGUGAUUCGACUCCCUGCCAAAGUGCCGGUUACCGAUGCGCGGUAUGGCGGUCCGGUGAUCUUGAACCCGGGUGGUCCGGGUAAUUCGGGAGUACAGCAGGUUCUCACGGUUGGGAAGCUUAUGCAAGGAAUCGUUGAUCCCGAGCCGACAGAUCUCAAUUCAAUAUACCAUACGGCAGCGGGCGGUAAAUAUUUCGAUGUCGUCAGCUUCGAUCCAAGAGGCAUCAACAAUACGACUCCGCCAUUUACCUGCUUUAAAGACUCGGCAUCACGGAAAGUUUGGCAAGAUCAGGCAGCUGCGGAAGGUUUGCCAGGAAGCUCUGAAUUCGCCUUCGAUACAUCCUGGGCUCGAUCCACAGCGUUAAGCAUGAUCUGCUCUCAGGCUUCGGAAGCUAUUGCCUCAAAGGGCGAAGAGUGGAUCGGUCUUCAUAUGAACACUCCCCCUGUGGUGGCUGAUAUGGUGGGACUGAUCGAGCGACAUGGAGAGUGGCGGGAGAGUGAAACCGAGACUCUUUUGCAGUCCGCUCGGCAAACACCGGAGAACGAGGCAAUCCGACUGCGGAAUCGCUGGAAGCAAGGCGAAGAGAAGCUGCUUUACUGGGGUUUAUCCUACGGUAGCGUUCUCGGCAUGACGUUCGCAGCCAUGCACCCAGAUCGGAUCCAGCGCGCCGUAAUAGACGGCGUGUGCGAUUGCCCGGACUAUUAUGCCGGAAACUGGCUCAAGAAUAUUCAGGACGCGGAUCAGGCGUUUUACAAGUUCUUGGAAUACUGCCACGAAGCGGGACCGACGAAGUGUGCCCUCGCGGGCGAUAGCCCGGAGGAGAUCAAAGCUCGCGUAGACGAGCUGAUUGAGAGCCUGAAAACCAACCCCGUCCCGGUACCUGCGUCUGCGGAUCGCCCCCCGGAUAUGAUCACCUAUACCGAUGUCAAGACCACGAUCACGACUGCGCUCUAUGAUCCCAUGGACUUCUUCGAGACUAUGGCGCAGUUCUUGGCUGAUCUCUCGCGCAACAAUGGAUCGUCGUUUGCGGAUUUCAAGUACCAAAGUGCCGAGGAGACGUGUCCAGGAACGGUGAUUCCAGGAGACAAUAAGUUCGAGGCGCAGGGGAACAUCAUCUGUACCGACGGAGAGAAUAUUGAUGGGAUUACAAAAGACAAGUACCGGCGAUACUGGCAGACCCUGCGAAAACAAAGCAAGACCCUUGGUGAUGAAUGGGCUACGGUGCGUCUGCAGUGUAUUAAAUGGAAGACGCGACCAGCGUGGCGAUUUGAUGGGCCCAUCGCCGGCAACACGUCGCAUCCGCUUCUAUUCGUCGGGAACACAUAUGACCCGGUCACUCCUCUUCGCAAUGCCGUUCAAAUGUCGCGUGGAUUUUCCAGGUCCGUCGUGUUGCAGCAGGAUUCCGUGGGGAUCUUCCAGCAUUGCACCAUCAGUGCUCCUUCAUCGUGCUCACAUGAGACCAUUCGCCGAUACUUCCAGACUGGCGAUCUCCCUCAGCCCGGCACUAUUUGCAAAGUGGACCAGCGGCCGUUCGGGCUUCCUCCAGUAUAG
Molecule: messenger RNA, 1839 nt
Organism: Aspergillus affinis
Lineage: Eukaryota; Fungi; Ascomycota; Eurotiomycetes; Eurotiales; Aspergillaceae
Product: alpha/beta hydrolase
Exons: 6
Coding region: 1-1839 (612 amino acids)
Source: RefSeq, a predicted model, not a curated record